Messenger RNA from Syzygium oleosum, 1858 nucleotides. RefSeq lists its product as uncharacterized. The record is from RefSeq and is a predicted model, not a curated record. The coding region runs from base 266 to 1609 and encodes 447 amino acids. NCBI's taxonomy places the organism in Eukaryota, Viridiplantae, Streptophyta, Magnoliopsida, Myrtales, Myrtaceae. Gene Ontology annotation, molecular function: oxidoreductase activity. The transcript is spliced from 6 exons.
UAAAUCCAAAAUCGACGGCAGAGAGGAGCCGCUGGACGCAAAAUUCAAAACCAACGGCAGAGAUUAGCCGCAGCCGGGAUGGGGACAGCGAGUCAGCCAGGCGUCACCCUCUUCCGAUGGUCGUCGUCGUAUUCUAUUUAGCACUCUCCACUUCCUGGGAGUGGUCGUCGUCGCCGUCGUCGUCGUCGUCUGCGAAAUUUGACAGCAAAUCCAAGCUCAGUCCUUUAAGGUGCGUGACGGUCGAAUUGCGAGGAAGGAAGAAGGGAUGAGCAGAUUGGCAAAGAGGGUGGCGUUGCUGUCCAGGUCGUCGUAUUCCGCUGCCGCUGCACCUCCUCCUCGUCGUCCCUCCUCCGCCGCCGCCUGGAGAUGGCUAGCUCCUGCUCGUCAUCAUGCCAUCGAACCCACCGCCCACCGCGACGCGGGGAUCGGUAGGAGGCACUACUCUUCGCCCUCCUCCUCCUCUGGGUACCACGUCAGCCCGUCGUCGUCGAUGAAGGGGGCCGUGUUCCGGGAUCCCACCCGCCCCCUCUCCCUCGAGCUCCUCCAAAUCCCUCGCCCCCAGCCCGGCGAGGUCCUCAUCCGCACCAAAGCCUGCGGGGUCUGCCACUCCGACCUCCACGUCCUCAAGGGCGAGCUCCCCUUCGCUUCGCCUUGCGUGGUCGGCCACGAGAUCACCGGCGAGGUCGUCGAGCAACACCCCCUCACCGAUCCCAAGAUCGUCCACAGAUUCCCAGUUGGGUCUCUCGUCGUCGGGGCCUUCAUCAUGCCCUGUGGCUCCUGCUUCCACUGCUCUAAGGGUCAUGAUGACCUGUGCGAGGAUUUCUUCGCUUAUAACCGUGCGCAGGGCACCCUUUACGACGGCAAUACUCGCCUUUUCCUCCACGGCACUGGUGAACCUGUUUAUAUGUAUAGUAUGGGAGGGUUGGCUGAAUACUGCGUUGUGCCCGCAAAUGGAUUAGCUGUAUUGCCAGCCUCAUUGCCCUACUCGGAAUCUGCCAUUCUUGGCUGUGCAGUUUUCACUGCGUAUGGUGCUAUGACCCACGCAGCUGAGGUGCGUCCUGGGGAUUCCAUCGCUGUUAUUGGUGUUGGAGGUGUCGGAUCAAGUUGUUUGCAGAUAGCUAAGGCAUUUGGUGCCUCUGAUAUUAUUGCUGUGGAUAUCACUGAUGAAAAGUUACAGAAAGCUAAAAUUUUUGGGGCCACCCACACCGUGAAUGCAAUCAAAGAGGAUGCUAUUGAAAAGAUUAAGACAAUAACUGGAGGGAUGGGUGUUGAUAUUGCUGUAGAAGCUCUGGGAAAACCACAAACGUUCAUGCAGUGUGUACAAAGUGUUAGGGAUGGUGGAAAAGCCGUGAUGAUAGGACUUGCAAAAUCUGGUGCUGUGGGGGAGGUAGACAUAAAUCGACUUGUCCGCAGAAAGAUUAAAGUCAUUGGCUCGUACGGAGCAAGAGCAAGGCAGGAUCUUCCCAAGUUGGUCAAGUUGGCGGAAUCAGGGAUCUUCAAUCUCACCAGUGCAGUUUCAAGGAAAUACACAUUUGAAGAGGCUGGCAAAGCAUUUCAAGAACUUGACCAAGGGAAAAUUGUCAGCAGAGCAAUUGUCGAGAUAAUGUAGUCCAUCACUCCUACACUCAGCUCUUGAUGCUUGUUAAAAUGUGUGAAUUUGCAGGUUAGUGAUCAGAACGCACCUUAACUUGAAUUGGCUGCUGUUUCUAAUAAACAGCCAAAAUCAACGAUAUUUUCUGCCCUUUUUAUACCUUGUAAUAUGGGUAUAUUGUGGCAUUCUGUGUGUGAAAUUGCGGUGAGUGUUGGUAUUUCCUAAAAAACGCUAGCAACUUCAAAAGUCUGAUGGUAAGUUAUUUAA